Messenger RNA from Cuscuta epithymum, 3171 nucleotides. Lineage: Eukaryota; Viridiplantae; Streptophyta; Magnoliopsida; Solanales; Convolvulaceae. The record is from the annotation of a GenBank genome assembly.
UGUAGUUUGUCGUACGGAGUCGCCAUGUAGUUUUUGCCAUGAUGUCCAGAGACACCAUGUAUAGAUUGUUUAGAUAAGCUUCUACUACUAUGUCCAGGGUCACUGUGGACAUUUCUAGCUUUAUAUAAGCUCGCCAUGACACCCAAGGCUAUAGUGCCCUCUGGUCUUCUACUUGCGUCCAUGGUUGCUGUGGACGUGCUCUUUGAAUUGGAUAAGCUUACCAUGACAUCCACGGUUACUACGUACUCCCCCUUCUUCUACUAACUCUCGUCCACAGUCGCUAUGUACCGUCUUUUAUCUCCCAAACCGCGCGUGGUCACCACGUACGAGCUCUUCUUAUACCUUGUCAUCAUCCGCGCAUAGUUACUAUGCACAUCAACCUCUAACUGUUUUCAUCUAUGUUAACCCGGUCAAUAUUUAUCUAUGGUUGGGAUAAUUAUACCAUCACAAGCCCCCCACUCCCUAAGCCAAAUAGCAUAUUGGCGAUAGGGAGUAUAGGCAUAGUUGCCGUGUCAAUGUUGAUAGACAUAGUUGCCGAUUCAAUGUUGAGUGUACAUGGUCACCAUGUCAAUUUUUGUUUUUUGUCUUUACCCAUUCAAUCAUUUUAACUAAUUCAAUUUUCCUUUUCUUUUACUGAAGUGUGCAGCUCAUGACUCCAAAUUUACUUCCUUCCUGGCAGCUUCGUUGGUGAGGGUCAAGGACUGCCAUACUGCCCAGGUCGCAGCUCGUCGGCAGCCACCAGCCGGUCAACGUCUCCAGCCGCCACCAGCGUCCAAUUACGCAACCAGCCUACCCACGUUCGAAGUUCUUGCCUGCCGUCGUACUCCAUCCGCCCCAGACGGUCGCUGCGAGUAAACAGAGCACCCCAACCACACCGGCGGUGUCCCUAUAGCCUGGCAUUAGCGCACUCCGGUGACCUCAGGGACUGUUCGCCGUCGUCGUCUGUCAUCCUGCCAUCGUCGUCGUUGUCCCGCUGAAGGUCUGAAUCAGAUUCCGCCGCCGUUGCUGUUAGAAUACACAGGUAUGCUCCCGUUUUCUGUCUUCUUUCCUUUUAUUUGUAAUUUUGACUUCCCUCUUAAGUCUCCUCCGUAAUUUUGGCUUUGAACAUAACUCCUUUUGCUAUGUCAUUGAUGUUAUCAAUCAAUUGCAGUGACGUACGAAGUAUCUUUCAAUUUUUUUUUUUAUAGCUAAUGACUGAUAUACGUAGUAAUAUUUUUUUUUUUUUAAUAAUUAGCGGCUGAUUUUUCUCUUGCCCUUUUUUUUUGCAUAAUAUGUUAGCUGUUAAUACCUUAUGGAUGUACUGGACUCCAUAGACUCUGAUGAAUUGUUCAGUGGUGACGGGGAAUUAGUGUUGGAGAAUUUUCCUCAUCCCUGGGCAGAUGUUAAUUCUGAUGUUGAAGAAAUUAGUCCCAUAAAGCCACGAGCCGCUUCAGUCAAACCACCAAAACGUCGCUACCGUGGUCCGUAUCCACCCUUAGACCCGAGCCCCAUCUUACACUACAGGUCGCGCCUCUCAGUUUCCAAGUUUCAAAAGUAUAAGAAAUUUUUUCCGUCCACAGUGACUGUCCGAUGUCCAGAUUCGGAGGAUAUUGUAACCGAUCCUCCUAAGGGUCACUUUUUCGGGGUGCAUAUUCUUUCCAUAAAAUUAGGAUUCCGCUUUCCCACACACCCUUUGAUUAUCGAGUUUUUAAAUGAUCUUGAAAUUUCACCUUGUCACUUGACUCCGCUCGGUUAUCAGUAUUUGGUAGCUUUCCUGGUCCGGUGUAAGACACUUGGGAUUGAACCGUCCCUAGACCUCUUCAAGCACAUGUUCCGAGCUGGGCAGUGCUCGGCAUCUGAUAGUCUGUCCUGGGUGUCUAUCUCUCAACGCAACCACUUUGACAUGUGGAAGGUCACUCGUAGCAACGAAGCCAAUUGGAAAGAAGAAUUUGUCUAUGUGUCGUCUGGAUCUCCGUUACCUUUUUCAUCGUCUUUGAAUUGUCGGUUUAAGAAGUAUUCGUACCCGAAACUUCCGGUUGACCAGGAGACAUGGCCGGCUAUGAUUCUUUCUGGAGGACCGUAUAGCCUCUCUGCCUUUACUUCCGAGGACCGCCUAACCACGGUUGGACUCUAUUCGCCGUCACCAUGUUCGGGUGCACACGCAUCCACGUCCACGGAUCAAGAUAUGACAUCGCGGUUGGAGAUGUUCCAAAGCUUCGACCAGGAUGGGCCUCGCGGUAGUGACCAGGGGCGCUCUGACAAGAAACCAAGGGUUCCCUCCGUCACAAAAGGCAAGGAUGCCAUUGUAACUGUGCCUUCAUCCAUUGCAAAACGCAGGGCCGCUAGCCCCGCAGCCCGCGUCACCCGUAGCAUGAGUGAUAUUCCCACGGCGGGGAUGACUACUUGGUUACGAGGUAACCUUGAGUUACCCCCGCUCUUAUCACAGGUGAUCACGGCGACUGAGAAGGAGAAAAUUUCAACACUUGACCAUGCUGCUUUAGAGAAGAGGAGCCACCAUGGCCUGGCCGAGCUACUGUUGUCCAUCUCCGAGGUGAACCGAAGGAAAGAUGAGCGCGAGAAAGAUUUGUCGCUACAACUCACCGAAUUAGCGAAGGAGGUGGCAUCGCUCAAGCUCGUGCGUGACUCACAUGCAGCCGAGGUCACUGCGCUUAAAGAAAUGCACGCCGUGGAGUUGGCCAAUGCAAGGGGGCGGGCCGUGGAUGCAUACAAGAAUUCUCCAGAGUUCGUGUCUGAUCAGGAAGCAUACAUUAAUGCCCACUUGAACGAUAUUAGCAAGCAUUGGUUGUCUACUCCGGAAGGUCGUGAGAAACUGGCCUUAGAGAGCUACAUCUCCUACCAGAUCGGGAUAUAUGCCACUCAACAGAAAAUAUAUCCUAUCUUGAGGGAUAAGGCUGGUACCUCUUGCAUCACUGAUUGGGGACUUCCUCCUGAGGUUCCCAACCCUGAGAUCCCGGUAGCCAACACGCCCCUGGACUAUAUUCCUUUUGACAGACUCCCCACUGAUGAGGAGCUUGGCGAUCUUCCUUCCGAGACAGAUCACCCAGCUUCGACUGCUUCUGUGCCUUAGAGCAUGCAUGGGAGUGACGGAUGGACGUAGUGUAGACUUUAAUUCUGUCAUGUCUUCAAUUAUGAGUACCUGAAUUGCUAAACAUGUUUUGAAUUUCAUAAAAU